Messenger RNA from Pteropus alecto (black flying fox), 485 nucleotides. RefSeq names its product NADH:ubiquinone oxidoreductase subunit B2 (gene NDUFB2). The transcript is spliced from 4 exons. The record is from RefSeq and is a predicted model, not a curated record. Lineage: Eukaryota; Metazoa; Chordata; Mammalia; Chiroptera; Pteropodidae. Bases 63 to 380 code for a protein of 105 amino acids. Gene Ontology annotation, cellular component: mitochondrial inner membrane.
GGGGGAAGUGACGUGCGGGCGGCGGUGCGGCCCUCGGGACGACUGUCCGGACGCGGGCAGGCAUGUCGGUUCUGACGCGGCUGGCGCCCUUCGUUCGCGGCGGAGGCCGCCUCUUCGGAGGCCUCAGCCUGCGGGAGGCUGGAGGCGGAGGAGUCCGUCACGCUGGCGGCGGCGUGCACAUCGAGCCCCAGUACCGGCAGUUCCCCCAGCUGACCAGAUCUCAGGUGCUCCAGGCCGAGUUCUUCAGCGGGACCAUGUGGUUCUGGAUUCUCUGGCGCUUUUGGCACGACUCAGAUGCUGUGCUGGGUCACUUUCCAUAUCCAGAUCCUUCCCAGUGGACGGAUGAAGAAUUAGGUAUCUUUCCUGAUGACGAAGACUGAAAGUGUAGACUCGACUCUACAAGAGCUAGGUGAAAAUUUCAAGAAAUUAUGGACCUCAUAUUGUAUAUUAAAGUUGUAAAUUAAAGCGUUUUGGUCAAGAAUGAG